AUGCUGGGCUUCCUGGUACCUGGUCCUCUGGUGAGACUGUGCGUGGGCCUUGCAUGUGUCCUGUCCCUUUGGAACACAGUGUCUGGAAAUAAAGAUGUUAAGAAAGAAAAAGAUGUGGCUUUCCUUGUGUCUGGCUUUGAAGGAGAAGAGAAGAAGGAACAGGGGAUGGCCUUUCUUGAUACCACAGAACUGCCCGCAAGGUCAGUUGAUCUGUCAGCACUUAACCUGACAGAGCUGGUGAAUGGGAUGCUGAGGAGAGCUUUAAAAGACAGCAAGAGGUUCUUCUCCUUGCUGAGCAUCACCUCCUACAGUUCCUUUGCCUUCCACAAGUUGUCUGUGGCCAUUUACAACAUUUCCAACCUGAAGACCGUGGACCCAGUGAAAUUCCCCACACGCUACUGCUACUGUCUGAACAAUCGGACCAGUGACGUAUCAGAUUUCACAGCCCUGCUGGUGGAUGUUAUUGGGAAUUCUACCAGCUUCCUCACAGAAAUUUUUAAGUCGACCUCCAUCCUGUCAGUGAGUCAGAUGAAUGAAUCCGAUUGCAUCUUCAUCUGUACGAUGACAGGAAAGUCAGGACGGAAUCUUUCCGACUUCUGGGAGAUGGCAGAGAAAUCACCUGUUAUCAAUUACACAUUUACCAGCAGCAUGUCUGGUGUUCUGGGUGACAUCUACCAGGGGGACGGACGUGACGUCAAAGCUCGCGCCCACAAGCCAGCAGACAUGGCCAGGAACGCGCCCUCUGCGAGAAGCCCUGGGCACCAGAGUGUCGGUGCAGAGAACCUCACCCAGGAUGGAGACGACUCCUCCUUUGGAGGGAGAGCAGACGGCGGGCACAGACAGGCUCCCCCCGCUGCGUGCCAGGACCGCGGCCUCUGCGGGCAGUGCCUCUCCCACCCUUCCAGGCUUGGGCAGGCAUGGGCUUCCACACUGCCUGUGCCCUGGGCUCAGAGCAUCGGUGAGAAAACACCUGGAGCGCCUCCCUGGAAAACACGCUCCUCCACACCGACUUCUCCUGCUGAGGCCAUGAGCUCGAGAAGCCUGCCUGGGCCUCCUGCCUGGACAGCGGCCACACGUGACAGCCCAUCCCAGACCAGCCAAGCCACAGGAACAUUCACCGCUGGCACACAGACUCCGAGUCCAACCAAGGCACCGGCACCCAGAUACCCACAGACAGGUGACUUCCCUGCCGUGUUGCCGUUUGCUCCUGGAGAACAGCCAGCCUUGCUCCGAGGACCCCAUCGAGUUUCAAGGUGUCCUCAGCCGUUCCUCAAAGAAGGGGCCAAGACAGCUGCUUCUGUUACCCCGGCCAUCCAGAAGCUCAGCCCUUGCCUGAUGGAGCUAUGCCGCUUUUUCCAGCAAUGUCUCUGCAGGAGCCAGAGAAGAGACCCCAGGGUGGAGGCCAUGAGGUACUGUCUUGAACACUAUUCCUGGUUUCUGAAGAAUGCAACCUACAUCUGUCAGAGGGUGGAAAGGGUGUCCCACUCACACACCUUGAAACAAAAAUGCCUUGAAAACAUCUGCAAGUCUGUGUGA
Messenger RNA from Manis javanica (Malayan pangolin), 1536 nucleotides. It is a transcript of the gene HHLA1, whose product is annotated as HHLA1 neighbor of OC90. Lineage: Eukaryota; Metazoa; Chordata; Mammalia; Pholidota; Manidae. The record is from RefSeq and is a predicted model, not a curated record.